AUGUCAACGGUGCAGCCUGUAAAAAGCUGCUCGUAUGCAGAUACAUCUGUAUUCCAGGAAUACCAUGACCCGAGCACACACAUUCUUUUUACCGUCAUCUUUGGUAUCUAUGCUUGUGUAUUCAUCUACUACGCCAUCACACGACGACCCAAAAUUGAAUACGUGCUUAUGAUCAUAUUCGCCGUUCUAGAAGUAGGCGCAUUUACACUGCGUAUAUAUGGCGAAAUCAUUGAUGGUAUGAUAAUGUUUAUCGUGUAUUCAUGUGCGAUCGUACCUUCGAUAACAGUGAUGUACUUGAUGUAUGCUCGGUGGUGCAAGAUUGCCAACGGGUACUACCAGCAGAAGAGCUAUGAUAUGGGCAUGUACAAUCCCGUUUUUAUUGCCUUUGCUAUCGUGCUGUUUAUCGGGUUUAUCAUCGCGAACGUAUGGGUGCCUACGUACAUGUGGGUGGUGUACCUCGCAAUGGUGCUCGCCAUUUGGAUUGUGGCAAUUGUUGCGCUUAUCCGGCACAGGCGCAACGUUCCUUUGCAACGCGAAAAGGUGAUUGUGUUGAGCCAGCUUAAGCGCCGAUUUAAUGUGAAGCCUGUUGUGACUAGCUGGAAGCAACUGGACAACAUGAUGGUGCUGCUGAUUGUGUGCAUGACUGUGCUCCUCGUCAAGCAGAUUUUCCUCACUAUUUCUUUCGCGCUUAUCCCCGUGUUUUUCCUCAGUCCGUUUUACUACGUGUUCUCGGUGCUUCCGGACCUUGCAUUCUGCACGAUGCUUGCGAGCCCCGAGUCGAUCCAGCUGUUUGAGCAGUCGCGACACAUCCCGGAAGCGCGUGCAGAGAUGGAAGAGCGUUUCAACGAGGAGCCAGGUGCUUUGAAAGCCGGCCCCACGCCUUUGCAUGCUGCUGCUGUGCAAGGACCCGCUUUGCAGUCGCAGGUCGCUCCGGUCGCACCGAUUGAACCGAUUGCACCGACCGACUACCCGGCUGCCAGUUAUCCGGUUGCCAACUACCCGGCUGCCAACUACCCAGUCACUGACUAUCCUUUGGUCGCGAAUCCUGGCCAAGCACCGCCUACGACCGAGCCACAACAAGUGCUUGGUCAUCAGGUAAUUUCUAUUCCCCAUGACGCGCAUGCACAUCAACCGCAUCUUCCUAGCGCAUAUUAA
Messenger RNA from Malassezia vespertilionis, 1155 nucleotides. RefSeq lists its product as uncharacterized. The record is from RefSeq and is a predicted model, not a curated record. NCBI's taxonomy places the organism in Eukaryota, Fungi, Basidiomycota, Malasseziomycetes, Malasseziales, Malasseziaceae. Bases 1 to 1155 code for a protein of 384 amino acids. The transcript has a single exon.